Carassius auratus (goldfish) is the source of this 2234-nucleotide messenger RNA. RefSeq names its product netrin-G2-like. The record is from RefSeq and is a predicted model, not a curated record. The transcript is spliced from 6 exons. Lineage: Eukaryota; Metazoa; Chordata; Actinopteri; Cypriniformes; Cyprinidae. Gene Ontology annotation, biological process: animal organ morphogenesis; tissue development; axonogenesis. The coding region runs from base 1 to 885 and encodes 294 amino acids.
AUGGUUAUAUUUGGAGUAGAGCAGACAGAUGCUGUUUACGGUCCCCAAAGCUCCCAGAGUUUUAUCUCCAACAUCAGAGACAAAGAGAAGCAAACUUACCUGCAUCUACAACAAACACAAACAGACUCUAUAGUGCUUACAAACAUGGGUGUUUCCUGUUUUCACAGAUGUAAGUGUAAUCUCCACGCCGGUCAGUGCUCCCUCCGUGACGGGACCCUUCAGUGCGACUGCGAGCACAACACCACUGGACAAGACUGUUCGGCAUGCGAGAGAGGAUUCAAAGCCAAGUCCUGGAAGCCUGGCUCAUUCCUGCCCACCCCGAACGGCUCCCCAAAUAUUUGUGAGGCGUCGGGAACGUCUGACAACUGUGAGUGUAACGGUCACUCAAAUCGCUGCAGUUACAUUGAUUUCAUCAACAUUGUGACUUGUGUGAGCUGUAAACACAACACUAGAGGGCAGAACUGUCAGCACUGCCGCCUCGGAUACUUCCGGAAUGCUUCCGCCGAGCUGGACGAUGAGAAUGUUUGCAUAGAAUGUAACUGUAAUCAGCUGGGCUCUCUACACGCCCGGUGCAAUGACACAGGCUUCUGCCAGUGUAGAGAGGGCACCACGGGCCAGAAGUGUGAGGACUGCCUGUCUGGAUAUACCUGGAAGCAAGGAUGCAUGCCAAACGUGUGCGAUGACGAGUUCCUCCUGUGUCAGAACGGUGGCUCCUGUAUCCAGAACCAGAAGUGCAUGUGUCCACCCAGCUUUAGGGGUGUUUUGUGCGAGCAGCCACGCUGCCAGGGUGAGAAAGGGUGCGAUGGCGCAUCAGCCUGCUACCUCAGCACACUGACACUGCUGCUCUGCCUUCUAGCCAACAGCCUGCUUAAAGCCAGCGCCUAGAAACCCAUCUUAGUUCUGAUAUCAAUUCUAGUCUACGCAGGCCAAAGGGCUGAUCCCUGCGAACGGAGAGAGAGUGGCCUGAACCCAUACAGGCCCAGCCUCACGGUGCCGAAAUCUUUUUUGGAAAUGACGGUGGCUGCGCUGAGGUCAGAACGCCUUCAUGAGACCAGCAGUUUAUUGCUUGUCUACUAGCAUCACUGAUCGCCUGAACUUUAUACCAAAAACAGAUUCAAAAGAACUUAAGUUCAGUUUCAACUCACUCUAAAGAAAGUGGAGAAAUAUAUAGAUGUGUUUUCCUUUCCUUUGCAUUUCUACAUUUCUCUGUAGUUUUGAAGCUCACUGAGGUACAAGCACUGCAUUUAGCCAGCUUGUUUUACAUACAACAAACAGUCGAUAUCACGGAAGCCUACUUAUGCCAAGUUAUUCUUCUCUUGAAGACUUGUUUUUACAUUUCAUUGCUGCAUUGUUCUUGCAUCUUAUUGCCAUUGAGGUUGUAACAAGUAAAUGAAAACCAUUGGAAAAGAUGUUUAACUGCUGUCCCGCUUGUAUGAAGAAUGAACGUCUCUAGCUUGUGUUUGAAAUUACGUUUAUGGAAUGUAGAAAGAGGUUUUAAAUUGUCACACUGAACAAAUAUACAUAUAUUGGUCUAUCUGAAAGGAAAUAUGAAGUAUUGUAUAUUUCGAUUAUUUCGAUAUUUUUUUGUAGAAAUGGUUAUUUUUGUUGAGUAAAUGUUACCAUUGUAAAGACAUUGCAGCCUUUAUUGCAGUUCAUAUGGUAUUCACACCAUGGUAAAACUAUUUGAUCCAGCAGAGUGCAUCUCUAAUACAUUUGGAAUAUUUCUCCAUCCAUAUCAUUACAUUUAAAUAAAGCAUAAACGGUUUAUAACAUGCACAGCUUUAGCGCAAUGUAACCCCCCACUUCAUCUUGUUACUGGCAUGUAUUCAUCAGUGCAGAUAUGACCGUAAAGGACUGCUCAUUAACACACUUUUGUGAUGAUACCAGUGAUAUAAGUACAUAAAGCACAAAGCCCCACGAACCCCAAAUAAAUAAGUUACGAAGCACAGAAAAAAAAUGCAUUGUUAAAUCAGCACAAAUAGAAUGGCCAUUCAUAUUAACAAUUUAAAAUACAUAAUGAAAGUCAGCACACUGUAUAUCAUGCAAUCAGGUUAUUUGUCAAAUAAUUUUACUUUCCUUGCGUGUCUCAAAGAAAUGCCAAAAUCUUUAACGGCUCACGGGCUUUUUGAUGUAUUUCACAUUUACAAAUGCUUUACAUUCAUGAAGAGCCUGGGUAAAUAAAAUACUAUUAAUACAUAUUAUAAAUGAAUAAAACCUGACAAUCAGAAAGCACA